Molecule: messenger RNA, 455 nt
Organism: Drosophila subobscura
Lineage: Eukaryota; Metazoa; Arthropoda; Insecta; Diptera; Drosophilidae
Exons: 2
Coding region: 43-414 (123 amino acids)
Source: RefSeq, a predicted model, not a curated record
AUUCAAGUCAGUCAAGCAGGCUAUGGAUCAGAAAGAAAUGUAAUGAGCUGUCUGCCCAAAUGGAUUUUCAAAAUUUAUUGCCGUGUUUUUCGGAUUCUCCCAGACAUGGGUGAUAUGUCGAGUAAAAACGGAGUCUUUGGCUUAUUGAGUCCGUCGAUAGCUAAACUUGGCGACGAGGAUAACUAUUGGACUUGGCGCAUACUCAUAAGAUCUUAUCUGGAAGCCUUGGGACUGUGGGCGGGAAACUUUCCAAAGGAGGGGCCGCAAACCAAGUUCAUCUUGCUGAGCACUCUUGAAAUGUGGAUAUUUAAAAGGGAAUAUGAGCAUUCAAGUUGUAAGCAAAUUUUUCAAGAUCUCGAGGAGCGUUUUAGUGUUCCUCGACCAAAACUUUCCCAAAUGAAUUUGACCAACUAAGAAAGAAAUAUUAAAUUAUGGAAUAGCUCUUUUCUCGAUCA